Messenger RNA from Rosa rugosa (rugosa rose), 1071 nucleotides. RefSeq lists its product as uncharacterized. The coding region runs from base 1 to 1071 and encodes 356 amino acids. NCBI's taxonomy places the organism in Eukaryota, Viridiplantae, Streptophyta, Magnoliopsida, Rosales, Rosaceae. Gene Ontology annotation, molecular function: RNA-DNA hybrid ribonuclease activity; nucleic acid binding. The record is from RefSeq and is a predicted model, not a curated record. The transcript is spliced from 2 exons.
AUGGCCAUUCCACUCUCCUACCAUGCAUCUGUUGAUCAACAAGUAUGGCCUCACACGUCCAAUGGAUGCUACUCUGUCAAGUCCGGAUAUCACCUUUGUUGUCUCACCGGUAACCCUCUUCAAUCAGUACAUCCUCACACCUCUUUCCAAGUAGAUUAUACUGUUUUGAAAUGGAUCUGGGGUUUUUGUGCGACUCCCAAGGUGAAACACUUCAUAUGGAAAGCCGUCUCAAAUGCAUUAGCUACCGGCGAUAAUCGUCAUCUUUAUGUGACUCACAACCGGAGACUAUUGAACAUAUUGUUUUCACGUGCUUUACAGCCACAAAAGCAUGCUUGGAUUCAUCAACUUAUCACAGACUGGCAAUCUGAACCUUUUAAUUCCUCGAAAUUUACCGAGGUGGCCUACCUACUCUGGCAGUUAUGGAAGCAUCGCUGUGAUUGUAUUUUUCAUCGCAAACCACCCGACCCCUUUGUUGUGGUUUCGCGGGCGACUGCCGCAGCCUACGAAUUCUCUGAAGCUAACCACAAGUUGAGUCGCAUUGACAAUGGGACCACUUCAUCAUUGUCCUUACAGCUUUGGGAGCCACCUCCCCCUGGUAUCAUCAAGAUAAAUGCAGAUGCUUCCUGGCACUUAGAAUCACUUGGAGGUGGAAUUGCUGCUCUCUUUCGAGACUCCUCUGGUUUGCUCCUCCACGGUGUGACCAAGUAUGUUUGUACCUCUUCUCCACUGCUUGCGGAAGCCUUGGCUUUUAGAGAGGCUUUACUCCAUGCUCAUGAUCUCUCUCUGACCGAUAUCAUCAUCACUUCAGACUCUCAAGGUCUUAUUCACGCCUUUUCGCACUCAUCUCAUCAUUCUCAUUGGUCUAUAGCUCCUAUCGUCUCUGAUAUCCGAAUUUUGGCUGAUUCUUUUAGCAACCUCAACUGGUCUUGGACCAGCAGAAAAGCCAAUGUUGCGGCAGAUCACAUUGCUACGUUGACAUACAGGAGGGUGUGCCCACCCACGUGGGUUUCGCAACUGCCUCCCUCCUUGCAACUUAUUUUGCUUUCUGAUGUUACCUCAACUGAACCUUAG